Seriola dumerili (greater amberjack) is the source of this 5976-nucleotide messenger RNA. It is a transcript of the gene osbpl6, whose product is annotated as oxysterol binding protein like 6. Bases 143 to 2908 code for a protein of 921 amino acids. The record is from RefSeq and is a predicted model, not a curated record. Gene Ontology annotation, cellular component: plasma membrane; perinuclear endoplasmic reticulum; cytosol. The transcript has 23 exons. Gene Ontology annotation, molecular function: cholesterol binding. Lineage: Eukaryota; Metazoa; Chordata; Actinopteri; Carangiformes; Carangidae.
CAAGAACUGUAAAGACAUGGUCAUCACUCCGCAGCUGUGAUGAGCAGCAAGCAGUGAGCGUGAGGACGUGUCAGAGGAUGCUCCUGAGCUGCGUGAUCCAGUGCUGAGGGAGGUCCACAGAGCCGACUGGUCGGUCCCCACCAUGUCUUACCACCAACAUUACCAGCGAGGCCCUCACGGCCGCACCAUGAGCUCUGAAGACAGGAGCGCCACGCCAAUCAACAAGACCUCCACACCGGUUCACAAGAGCGCCUCCUCCUCUUCUUCUUCCCAGCGCGACAGCCGGCAGGAGGCCGACAGCUGGGAAAUCAUUGAAGGGCUGAAAAUCGGUCAGAGCAACGUCCAGAGGCCUGAUAAACACGAGGGUUUUAUGUUGAAGAAGCGGAAAUGGCCCCUGAAAGGCUGGCACAAGCGUUUUUUUGUUCUGGACAAUGGUAUCCUGAAGUACUCAAAGUCCCCCAUUGAUAUCCAGAAAGGCAAACUGCAUGGCAGCAUCGAUGUCGGCCUCUCAGUCAUGUCCAUCAAAAAGAGGGCCCGUCGCAUCGACCUGGACACCGAGGAGCAUAUCUAUCACCUGAAGGUCAAAUCUCAAGAAAUCUUUGAUGCCUGGGUGUCCAAGUUGCGUCAUCACCGGCUUUACAGACAGAAUGAGAUUGUGCGAUCUCCCCGGGAUGCCACCAUGCGGACGUUUCCUCCCCCAGCUGCCAUGGACUCCCCUCAACCUGCUGCGAGUGUGGUACAUGAAGCAAAGCAGGCCAAGCCAAGCAGCCUGCCGUGGCAGCCAGUGGCUCCCAGCAACAGCACCAACAGCAGCCUGCCUGCCUCCUACAGUAACGGCCAGAGCAAGGUGGUUGCUUGGCUCCAGGAAUCAGAGGAGAUGGACAAGUGUGCAGAGGAGCUCGCACGAUGCCAGUCCAACCUGACUGAGCUGAGCCGGUUAUUGCAGAGUCUGGAGAUUCUACAAAGGACACAGUCAGCACCCAAUUUUACAGAUAUGCAGAUCAAUUGUGUAGAAUUGUCAAAGAAAGAAAAGCGCUUGAACAGAAGAUGGAGAACAAAAAGUGUCGGCAAAGAUGCAAAAUUCCAGCUUCAGGUCCCUCUGUCUGCCAGCAUGUCCCCUGUCCGCCUACACUCAUCCAAUCCCAACCUGUGUGCCGAGCUGGUGGACUUUCAGCCCCCUGUCUCCCGGCUAACAGACAGCGUAGAGUGUGCCAGUGACUACAUUAAACUUCAGGAGGAAUUCUGCACCAUCGCCCAGAAAGUCCACUCUCUACUGAAGUCGGCCUUCAACACUGUGGCCAUAGAGAAAGAAAAGAUCAAACAGAUUCUAUCUGACCAGGAGCAGUCAGACCAGUCAGCCCAGAUCAACUCCCUCAGGAAGUCUCUGUCACAGGCCCUGUCCCAAAACGCAGAGCUUCGAACUCGACUCAACCGUAUCCACUCUGAAUCUGUCUUGAGUGAACAAGUUGUCAGUGUGAACAUCAUCUCCACGCCUGAUGAGGCCGGGGAACAGAUGGGGAUCCCUCUGACUCAGCAGGCCUCUAAUGAGAGCCGACUGUCCAUGUCAGAGUCUGUCUCUGAGUUCUUUGAUGCCCAGGAAGUGCUUCUGUCGGCCAGCUCGUCGGAGAAUGAGGGCUCAGACGAUGAGUCAUAUGUCAGCGAUGUGAGCGAUAACAUUUCCGAGGACAACGCCAGUGUGACUGAUAACGUCUCCAGACAAAUGGCCAAUGGAGACUUUGCUGGCAGUGCCUUCCGUAACGGGCGACGCACCUGCCUGCCGGCGCCGUGUCCUGACACCAGCAACAUCAACCUCUGGAACAUCUUGAGGAACAACAUCGGCAAGGACCUGUCCAAAGUGUCCAUGCCUGUGGAGCUCAACGAGCCCCUCAACACCCUGCAGCGCAUGUGUGAAGAGAUGGAGUACAGUGAGCUGCUGGACAAGGCUGCUGAGACAGAGGAUCCCUUCGAACGCAUGGUUCUCGUCGCUGCUUUUGCCGUCUCAGGCUACUCAUCCACUUACUAUAGAGCAGGAAGUAAGCCAUUCAACCCGCUACUCGGAGAGACUUAUGAAUGUAUUCGAGAAGACAAGGGCUUCUGUUUUUUCUCGGAACAGGUGAGCCACCACCCUCCCAUCUCCGCCUGCCACUGUGAAUCUAAGAACUUCACCUUCUGGCAAGAUGUGAGAUGGAAAAACAAAUUCUGGGGGAAAUCUAUGGAGAUUUUACCAGUAGGGACUGUGAAUCUCAUGAUUCCCAGGUUUGGAGAUAACUACGAAUGGAACAAAGUCACCACCUGUGUACACAACAUCCUCAGUGGUCGACGGUGGAUCGAACACUAUGGGGAGAUCACCAUCAGAAACACAAAGAGCAGCGCCUGCCUCUGCAAACUUACCUUCGUCAAGGGAAACUACUGGAGUUCUAAUGUGAAUGAGGUUCAAGGAUUCGUAAUGGAUCAGGAAGGGAAAGUGAUCCACAGGCUUUUUGGAAAAUGGCACGAGGGCCUUUACUGUGGUGUCCCACCUUCUGCUAAAUGCAUCUGGAGGCCAGGCUCCAUGCCCACAGACUAUGAGCUGUACUAUGGCUUCACCAGGUUCGCCAUUGAAUUGAAUGAGCUUUGCCCUGAGCUGAAAGAUGUCUUGCCGCGUACCGAUGCCAGAUUCAGGCCUGAUCAAAGGCAUCUUGAAGAAGGGAACUUGGAGAUGGCAUCCACAGAGAAGCAGCGAAUUGAGGACAUGCAGAGAGCCAGGAGGAAGUGGAACGAGGAGAACAACAUCAAACAGGAGCCACGCUUCUUCAAGAAAGUGGUUGAUGCCAAUCACAGGGAGAGGUGGGUCUCCAAUAACAUGUACUGGGAGCUCCGCAAAAACCCCGGCUUCAUCAAUAUGGAAUCUACAGCGAACCUGUGGUAGCAAAUGGAUUGUUCUGUCCAUCAUAUCGUCAUCGCAGACAAAAAGGCUGUUACCUAUGCACAAUAAGGUGUUGCGAGAAACAUGUUAAUGAUAAAAAACAUCCGUGUGCAUGGAUAGGAGCGGCUGCAGAGCUGAGGGAUGGCCUGAUGCCCAGCGACCCUGUCGAGGGUCUGUGGCACUGCCACACGGUCACCCAUCCAUGGAAACAUCCUGUAGGAUCACCUUCAUAGUGCUUGUCCAAGCUGGGUUGUCAGGGCAACAGUCGAACCACUCCUAUGUAGAUCUAUCCUCAGCUCCUUUGACUUCUGAGUAUGUCCUUGCCUUAAAACGACAUGUCACACGAUUUAGCGCUUUUUAGUCAAAGCCAUUUGAUUUCUGACAGCCGUUUGGGUUAGACUAGUCUAUGAAGUAGACAUUUUGAUUACCUAUGAUACCGUGCAUGUUUAGAGAGCAGCUUUCACUGGCAUAAAGCCGUAUUUACUAUGUCAUCAAUUAUUGUAGAAAAAAAGAGGUAUUUUUAUAAAAUAUCUUGGACUCACAAUUUAGUGAAAAAGUACUAUGUGAAUUGGCAGAUUUUAUUUAUUCUUGCCUUUUAAUACUGUUGAAUCUGUGUGAUAGCAGUACUCUCUCUCGGGAAACAACUCAUUUACUUCAAACCCCCUCCUCCCCCAACUGAGCCUAGCCUCCCUUCAAACACCAGUCCUUGCACUCCCCCUGCAUGGUUACAUGAAACCAACUCCUCUGAGUCACAUGGUUACAUAAACACAUAUGUAACUCCCUCCAUGUAUAGUGGGCACACAUUCAGUUUGUCCGGUCUCAGUGUGGUACAGGUAAAUGUCUUGUUUCAGUGAAAUAACAGACACUCAAACAUUAGAUGUUUGGUCAUCUUAGUGUCAAGAGUCUAAGAAAACACGGUGUAGUAGGUUGUGGAGGUCGUGAAGCCCUCUGAGACACUUUUGUGCUUUAUAAAUAGAGCUGACAGUGAAGCAUGAGUAAUACAGUCAUAUUUCAAGGCCAAACAUUCAUUUACUAUACAUCCAUCCACACAGCUAUAGAUCUUAUUUUAAACCAUUUAAUCAAUCAGUCAAUUAUUUUCUGUCAAAAAUGACAACUUCUCAUCACAGUUUGCCAAAGCAAUGUCUCAAAUGCAGAAUCCUAAUUCUGACAAACAACCAAAAAUGUUCAUUUAAAAUUAAACAAAGAAAAUUGAUAACUCUUGGCAUUUUUUUUAAACUAUUACCAGCAAACAUUUCGUUUUUCAGGAUAAAUUACCUACAUUAUUAAUUAUUACCAGAACCGGUAUACAUCUUCUGAUUAUUUAAUUAAUCAGUUAAUUAUGUCUGCAAACCAUGAGUCAUCCAGCCACCUGUGUACAGUUAUGAAACACCAGAGACACCUACAGGUCGUCCCAUGAAAAUGCAGUUUCAGGAUAAAUGAUCAUUUUAGAUGUGAGAGCCCAACACGUUUGUACAGUAACAAUUGCACUGUACAAACAUUAAAAUUUAUGUUUUAAUGUGUCUGAUUCCCCAGAGACUUUACUGCUAUGAUGUGGUGUGGGCUUCUGCAAAGCACCAGUUACUUAUUUGAAGUUUCUAUAUUUAUUGCAAAGCAGAUUAGCUUUAAUGUUUUAACUAGUGGACCCCCCCCCCCUUUUGUGUUACAGAGUAAGAAAAUAAAACAGGGGGCCUUUGAUUGAAAUCAACCCCAACACACCCGAGCAGUCACACAUUGUGUAUGAGAGCACAUUUUUAAGUUGAUUCCCCUUGUUCAGGACUGCAGGGUGAGGACCCUGAAGGAGAGAGUAUAAAUAUGUAGAGUGAAAAACUAUGUGAAGCAAAUCCAUCUUGUGUGCACUGUUCACAUGGUACUGUAGAUUCAAACCAAAAAAGGUAGUACUGCUUUGCAUCCAUACUUUUUUUUUUUUUAAUGUACGUUUUGUGCUUUUAAUUUUAUCCCCAAUCACAAACUCAAUGCUACAUCUUGUCAGCGUCAGUUUCACUUGCUGUGCCUUAAUGCAUUUAUUAAUGCCUCACAAACACACCACUAAUGAGAAUCCCCAUGCCAAGAAGGUAGGCCAUUAACAAGUCAAACUCCACACAUUCUCCGGUCUCCACCUGCCUACAGACAAAAAACUAUAUUGAGGAGUUAGCUGUGGACAAAAUGAUUUUGAGGGAAAUGUCUUUGAUGUUAUACGUGAAAAAAAAAAAGGUUUACCUGACUGUAAAAUGCUUGCAGUGUUCAAAGAUGUUCUGCACUGCUCUGCUACUCCAAUAUGUAACCAGUACAUUUUUGGUGAUCACUGUAAAUACAGCACAUUUUAGAAGAUGGGUCACUACUGCAAAAGCGGAUUCCUUUUUCCUCCUACAUCAGUGAUUUUGUUUCACAAGACUGAAUCCCAGCAGCAGUUUUGAGUGGAGGUCGGGGCAAAGCUUUGCGUAGUGUUUGGUAUCAUAGAGUCAGACUGUAGUGAAGAAAAAAAAACAAAAAAAAAAAUCAUGAAACCUUCUCAUGCUUUCUUCGUCCAUUGUUCUACCUGCAUGUCUAGACAACUUAGCCUGCCAAUGAAUGUUGCAGAUGCCUUAUUAAAAAAAAAGUUUUUGUUUUCUCAAUUGGGCUCUCAUGUUUUGUUUUUGUUUUGGACUGACAUGCAUCACAAAGUGUCAGCUCAGUUUUCUUUCCAAUCUGUUUCCUAAUGGGUACCUUCUAAAGUGCAAUUUUAACAAAGUACAUAUCUUUCCAUGAACACUGUACAAUGCUGCUACAUAGUGCUUGUUCUAAUAAAACUGUAAAACUCAGCUGAUGAGGAGUGAGUGGUUUAUAUGUAAAAGACAUGGGUUUAAGAUCGAAAUAAUCUUUCCACAUGAAAAUUUCAUUGUGAAUGGAGCUGUGUCAAAUAAUCUUUCUGUCUUUAAUGACAGGAAAUAGUGAAAUAUGUCCGGUCCAGUUUCUAAUAUGAUGUCUUAAAAUGUCUAGUUGUGUGUUGGUAUUUCUGCUUGAAAAAUUACUUAAACCAUUAAUCACUUAUCAAAAUAGUUACUGUUCAUUUUUCUGUUCAUCAACUUACCAAU